Messenger RNA from Aphidius gifuensis, 7052 nucleotides. It is a transcript of the gene msps, whose product is annotated as protein mini spindles. Bases 338 to 6298 code for a protein of 1986 amino acids. The record is from RefSeq and is a predicted model, not a curated record. Gene Ontology annotation, biological process: mitotic spindle organization; establishment or maintenance of microtubule cytoskeleton polarity; microtubule polymerization. NCBI's taxonomy places the organism in Eukaryota, Metazoa, Arthropoda, Insecta, Hymenoptera, Braconidae. The transcript is spliced from 5 exons. Gene Ontology annotation, cellular component: microtubule plus-end; spindle pole; centrosome. Gene Ontology annotation, molecular function: microtubule plus end polymerase activity; microtubule plus-end binding.
GACAGUUAUAUAUAUUGCGCUUUUUUUUUUUUCUCAUAUUAAAAGACAGAGAGAGAAAAAAGUGGAAAAAGGUGAAAAAAAAAAGCGUAGAAAGAGAAGACGUUGGUGUGUAUCAUCAUCAUCAUCAUCCAUACACAUAUAUUUGAAAAACCCAGGAGUUAUUCAGGAUUUAAUGGCCGCCGCAACGUCGUUGUCGAUAUUCAUUGUUAAGUCGUAAAUUAAAAAAUAAUAUAACAUUAAUUAAUAAUAACAGUGAGAGUGAAUCGAUUAGUUGAAUCAAGUAAUAUUGGAUCCAAAGUAUCCACAAACAGCUAUCAUCAGUCAAGAUUGAUUAAGGAUGGAGGAGGAGACUGAAUUUACAAAAUUACCAGUUGAAGAUCGCUGUGUACACAAGUCAUGGAAAGCUCGAGUUCAUGGCUAUGAGGAAUGUACAAAAAAAUUUAGCUGUAUUGAUGAUGAAAAAUCACCAGAAUGGAAUAAAUUUUUGGGUUUAAUUAAAAAAUUUGUUGUUGAUAGUAAUGUUGCUGCUCAAGAAAAAGGUCUUGAGGCUGCAUUGGCAUAUGUUGAAAAUGCAGCAUGUGCUGGAAAAACAGUUGGUGAUGUUAUGAAUGGAAUUGUUAAUAAAUGUGUUGCAGCAACAAAAAUAAAAACAAAAAAUAAUGCAAUACAAUUAAUAUUAAUGUAUAUUGAAAUUGAAAAACAUGAAGCUGUACUUGAAGAGCUAUUAAAAGGUACAGAAGCUAAAAAUCCAAAAAUUGUAUCAGCGUGUAUAAAUACGUUGACAUUGAGUUUACGUGAAUUUGGACCUAAAAUUAUAAAUCCAAAACCAUUGAUUAAAAAAUUACCUGCUUUUCUUGAGGAUCGUGAUAAGUGUGUACGUGAAGAGGGUAAAGCCAUGAUUAUUGAAAUAUAUCGUUGGAUUGGUGCACCAAUAAAACAACAAUUAAAUACACUUAAACCAGUACAAUUAACAGAAUUAGAAGCUGAAUUUUCAAAAUUAGGAAAUGAACGUGCAACUCCAAAUCGUUAUUUACGAUCACAAAAACCUAAAAAUACAGUUGUAUUAGAAACUGGUGGUGGUGGUUCUGGUGAUGUUGAUGAUGAAGAUGAUGAAAUUGAUACAGCUGCUAAUGAUAUUGAUCCAUAUGAUCUUAUUGAUCCUGUUGAUAUAUUAUCAAAACUUCCAAAAGAUUUUUAUGAUAAAUUAGAAGCUAAAAAAUGGCAAGAACGUAAAGAAGCCAUGGAAGUACUUGAAAAUUUAACUAAAAAUCCAAAAUUAGAAAGUGGAGAUUAUGGUGAGCUUGUACGUGCUUUAAAAAAAAUCAUAAGUAAAGAUUCAAAUGUUGUAGUUGUUGGUUUAGCUGGUAAAUGUCUUGCUGGUUUAGCAAAUGGUUUAAAAAAAAAAUUUUUACCAUAUGCUGGUGUUUGUUUAACAGCUGUACUUGAAAAAUUUAAAGAAAAAAAACCAAAUAUUGUUGCUGUAUUUCGUGAAGCUGUUGAUGCAAUUUUUCAAUCACAAACAAUUGAUGUUAUUUUGGAGGAUGUUAUAGCAGCAUUAGAAAAUAAAAAUCCAUCAGUUAAAGCAGAAACAGCAGCAUUUAUAUCAAGAUGUUUUGCUAAAACUCAACCAGCUGUUUUAAAUAAAAAAUUAUUAAAAGCAUAUAGUACAGCAUUAUUAAAAACAUUAAAUGAAGCUGAACCAACUGUACGUGAUAAUUCAGCUGAAGCAUUAGGUACAGCAAUGAAACUUGUUGGUGAAAAAUCAAUGAUGCCAUUUUUAACUGAUUUAGAUCCUUUAAAAAUGGCAAAAAUACAAGAAUGUGCUGAAAAAGCUGUUAUAUUAGUUAAAACAAGUGUUGCAAAAAAAGUUGAACGUCCAACAACAGCACCAGCUAAAGUUGAAGCACCUAAAACAGUAAUUGGUGGUGUUAAAAAAGUUCAAAGACCAACAACAACCACAACAACAAAAAAACCAGUAACAAAAAAAUCAUCUGGUGUUGCUACAGCUGCUUCAAAAAAACCACAAGCACCAAAAAUUCAAAUGGAACGUGAUUUAUCAAGUGAAUCUGUUGAUGAAAUUGCUGCUGAGACAUUUUCAAGUGAAAUUUUAUCUGGUUUAGGUGAUGCAAAUUGGAAAACAAGACUUCAAUCUGUUGAACAACUUACUGAUGCUAUUAAAACAAUGGAAUCAUCUGAUGUAUCACCACAAGUUAUUGUUAGAACAAUUGGUAAAAAACCUGGUUUUAAAGAUACAAAUUUUCAAGUAUUAAAACUUCGUCUUGAAGUUGUUAAAAUGUUAGCUGAAAAUUAUCCAUUUUCAUUGACAACAUCAAGCUAUUGUAUAAUGGAUAUUACUGAAAAAUUAGCUGAUACUAAAAAUGGUACAUUAGCUGCUGAUACAUUAUUAUCAAUUGCUGAAGCAACUGGUUUUGAUCAUGUUAUUAAUGAAACAGUUAAUUUUGCAUUUAAUCAAAAAAAUCCAAAAGUACAAAUUGAAACAUUAUUAUGGCUAUCAAAUGCAAUUAUUGAAUUUGGAUGUCCAACAAAUGUCAAAGGUUUAAUUGAAAAUGUUAAAAAAGCAACAACAGCAACAAAUCCAUCUGUACGUUCAUCAGCAAUAACAAUGAUUGGUGCAUUAUAUGUUUAUGUUGGUAAACCAUUAUUAAUGUUUUUUGAAAAUGAAAAACCAGCAUUAAAACAACAAAUUGAACAAGAAUGUGAUAAAAGAAAUGAUGAACCACAACCAGUACCAACAAGAGGACCAAAAUCAAAAGAACAAAAUAUAAAAAAUUCCAACAAUAAUAAUAAUAAUAAUGAUGAUGAUACUGAAAAUGAUGAAGAAGUUAUUGAAAAAAUUGAUAUUAAUGAUAUAAUACCAAGAGUUGAUAUUAGUGGACAAAUAACAGAGUCAUUACUUGCUGAAUUAAAUGAUAAAAAUUGGAAAAUAAGAAAUGAAGGAUUACAAAAAAUAAGUACCAUUUUAACAGAGACAAAAUUUAUAAAAGGUAAUAUUGGUGAAUUACCAAGAGCAUUAUCACCAAGAUUAACUGAUAGUAAUACUAAAAUAGCACAAUCAGCAUUGGGUAUUUGUGAGGGAUUAGCAACAGCAAUGGGUCCACCAAUAAAACAACAUAUUAGAGUAUUAUUUCCUGGUUUUGUACAGUGUCUUGGUGAUUCAAAAAAUUGGAUAAGAGCAGCAGCAAUAUCAUGUAUGAAUACAUGGGGUGAUCAAUGUGGUUAUAAAGAAUUUUUUGAUGGUGAAAUGAUUGGUGAUGCAUUAAAAUCUGGUUCACCAGCAUUAAGAGCUGAAUUAUGGAAUUGGUUAUCACAAAAAUUACCUGGUAUAACUGUUAAAUCAAUUCCAAAAGAAGAAUUAGUUAUUUGUUUACCACAUUUAUAUAGUAAUCUUGAAGAUCGUAAUUCAGAUGUACGUAAAUAUGCACAAGAAGCAGCAAUUGGUUUUAUGACACAUUUAUCAUAUGAAUUUAUGGUUAGACAAACUGAAAAAUUAAAACCAGGAUCAAAAACUGUUGUUAUUGCUGGACUUGAUAAAGCAAGACCAAGUGUACCAAUAAAACCAAUACCAUCCAAAAAAAAUGCACCAAUUGAGGAUAAUUCAAAAACAAUUAAAACUGCUGGAGCAAUGAAAGCAUCAAAAUCAGUUGUUAAAACUAAAGGUACAACAUCAAAACCAACUAGUGCAAGAAAAAAAGAUGAUGAUGUUGAUACAAGUCCAUUAUUGGCUAUUAAUAAUCUUAAACAUCAACGUGUUAUUGAUGAACAAAAAUUAAAAGUACUUAAAUGGAAUUUUACAACACCACGUGAAGAAUUUGUUGAAUUAUUAAAAGAAUUAAUGAGUUCUGCUGGUGUUAAUAAAAGUCUUAUUGCAAAUAUGUUUCAUUCAGAUUUUCGAUAUCAUUUAAAAGCCAUUGAAUCACUUACUGAAGAUAUACCAAAUAAUAGUAAAGCAUUAGUAUCAAAUUUGGAUUUAAUAUUAAAAUGGUUAACACUUAGAUUUUUUGAUACAAAUCCAUCAGUAUUAUUAAAAGGUUUAGAUUAUUUACAAACAGUAUUUAAUCUUUUAAUUCAAGAUAAUUAUCAUAUGAUGGAAAAUGAAGCAGCAUGUUUUAUUCCAUAUCUUAUUCUUAAAAUUGGUGAUCCAAAAGAUGCUGUUAGAAAUGGUGUACGUGCAUUAUUUAAACAAAUUGCAUCUGUUUAUCCUGUAUCAAAGCUAUUUACUUAUGUUAUGGAAGGUCUUAAAUCUAAAAAUGCACGUCAAAGAACAGAGUGUCUAGAUCAACUUGGUUCAUUAAUUGAAAAUUAUGGUGUAUCUGUAUGUCAACCAACACCAUCAGCAGCAUUAAGAGAAAUUGCUAAACAAAUUGCUGAUAGAGAUAAUUCAGUUAGAAAUGCUGCACUUAAUUGUAUUGUACAAGCAUAUUAUUUAGAAGGAGAAAAAGUCUAUAAACUUGUUGGUAAUAUUUCAGAAAAAGAUUUGUCAUUGCUAGAAGAAAGAAUUAAAAGAGCUGGUAAAAAUCGUCCUAUUAAAUCAGCAUCAAAUUCAAGAAUUUCUGCAGCACCUGUUACUGUUAUUGCUCCACCAGUUGAAGAUGAUAAUGAUGAUAAUGGUGGUGCUGAUGAUGAUGAUGACGUUGUUGCUGAUGACAACAAUGAGGAUGAUGAUCAUAUUGUUGAAGAACCAAUUGACAUUCCAACAGAAAGAAAUGUUAUCAAACGUUUAGUUGAUAAUAAAAAUUUGAAAAAUAUCAAAUUAUCAUCUGAUGUGCAGUCUGCUGAUCAACAAGUCAUCAACGAAAUUGAUGAAGCUAAAACAAUAAAAACACCACCAAAACCAAAAAUAUCUGGACCAUUUGGAUUGGAUAUGGAUUUUUUAAAACAAUUAGAAGAAAAUGCACCAGCUCGUUAUAAAAUGCCAAAAUUAACAGACAUUAAUUGGGAUCCAAAUGAAACAGUUAAUACAAUAAAUGUACCACAAAAAAAUAUAAUUCCAAUAUCACAUACAAGAUUAAAUACAAAUCGUGUUGUAUCACCAAUAUCAUCACCAUCACCAACACCAACAAAUAAAGAUGAUAAUUUAGAACGUACAAUAAUUGCAAUGGCAAGUCCAGAACUUCAUGUUGCAAUACAAGCAAUGAAUAAUAUGGAAACAUUUUUAAAAUCUCAAACAUCACAAGUAUCAUUGAUACAAUUAAAAGAAGAUAAAUUUAUGAAUGCAAUUAAUAUGCAAUUACAAUUAUUACAAACAUAUCCACAAAAUCCAGAAAGUCCAUAUAUUGCAAAAGGUUUUAGAUCAGUAUUUAUGGUUACACUUGCAUUUUAUGAAAGUGGUAUAUUGGGUAAAAAUGUAUCAAUGCCACAAUUAAAAGAGCUUGUACAUCAAAUGUUAAUAUUAUUAGCUGAAAAUAAAUUAUGUCAUUUUAGUCAAGCUGAUGCAUAUUCACGUGUUGUUAAUAGUAUUACUGUUAAAACAAUUGAUCAUUCAAAUCAUACAACAAUAAUGUGUGUAUUAAUUAAAUUACUUCAUGAUUGUGCUGAAAAAAAAUAUGCACCAAAAUAUGAAGAAUUAGCUAUGAAAUGUUUAUGGAAAAUUGUUAAAACAAUGACAAAUUGGUCAGAUGAUUUAGAUUAUGAUACAAUAUUAUUUGAGGUACAUCAAUUUUUUAAAGAUUAUCCAACAUCAUGGUGGAAAAAAAGAAGUACUGAUAUGCCAUUAAGAACAAUUAAAACAGUUUUACAUAGUAUGACUAAAGUUAAAGGUUCAUCAAUAUUACAUCAUUUAACUAAAAUUAAUAAUACACAAGAAUCGGAAUUAAGACAUUAUUUAAAUCGUCUUGUUGAAACAAUUAAACCAGAUGAUAAUAAUACUGGUAGUAGAACAAUAACAAAACAAAAACAUAUAUCAAAAGUUAUUUAUUCACAAUUAUCUGAAAUAUUUAGUAAAAUUGGAUCUAAAAAUCUUGUACAAGAAGGACUACAACAAUUAUAUGAUUUUAAAAUUCAACAUCCAGAAGCUGAUUUACAACCAUUUCUUGUACAAUCACAUCAUUUAUUUCAAAAUUUUAUUGAACAAGGACUCAAGGAUAUUGAUCAAGCAAGAAAAAAUCAAACACAACAAAUUAAUAAACAAUUAACAAUUGAUACAAAUAAUACAGUUGCACCACUUUCAGCAGCUCAUGAAGAAAGAACCAUGAUGAAUCCAUUAGAGAGGCUAGAAAAAUUAAGAGCACUUGAAGCCAAGUUUCAUGCCAAUACACCCAGUCAUUCAAAUCCCACGUGAAUUUAAACAUAGUAAUUAAUAUAAAUUACCUUUUUAUUUUACUUUUUUUAAAUCUUUGAAAACAUGUAACUCAAGAUUAUCUUGUAAUUUAACGUAUUUAUAAUGAUUAUUAUUUUGUACAACAUCAAGAUUAUGAACUUAUGGAUAUUUAUCAUGGUAAAAUCUUGAUUAAUGAUUAUUAUAUUAAAUAGUUUAUAAUAAUGUAUAGCUAAGAAAACCCAGUUAAGAACAAAAAAAAAAAAAAACAAACAAACAAACAAUACUAUUUAAUAAUUCAUUCAAUAUAUAUAUGUUUCUGUGAAUUCACUAUUUAUGCAGACACUAGGUUGAAAAAAUAGUUUAUAAAAUUAUAUAUUAAAAAAAAAAGUUUGUCAGUAUGUUGACUGAUUUUAUUUUGCAUGUAUUAAUUCUUUACAAAUGUUAUGAUUAGAUUAAUUUUCUUUUUUUUUUUUUCAUUUUUUAAACUGACAAUAUUAUUAUUUUUUAAAUUAGUAAACAAGCAGAACAAGAAAAAAAAUCAUCUAUGUUUUCAAUCAAAAAAAAAAAACAAAUGAAUAACGUAUUUUUUUUUAAUUAAAAUUUUUUUUAAAAAUAGAUAAUUGUUGAGGAAAGCUGGACUUAAUUAAUUAACGCCGUUGCGUAUAAGUUUGAUUAGUUUUAUUAUCAAUUGAAUUCAGAAUGAUAAUUAAUAUUACAAUUAAUAAAAAACAAAAACAAUAUGUAUACACAUUUUAUUCGACCAAAAAAAGAAAUA